CACCUUCCGCACCGCCAACAGCAUCAACAAACCAAAUCAGCCCGAAUAAAACACUGCAAUAACAAGAACAGCAGAAAACACUGUCCAGAUUGCAUCAUUGACCGUACCUGCCUUUGCUGCCCGCUAUCAGUGCAUCUGUGCUCAUCAAGCGCCACACUCACAACUUUCUUUCCUUCUCCGGUAGCCCUCCGCCGGCUCCUCCGUCUCUUCUCUUCUCCUCCUCUCCUUCUCUUCUUCUCUCCUUCUACUCUCUGUCUUCACCUUCUCCCUCCUCUCCUACCAACACCACCCCACCAUGGCGGAAAGAGACUCGGAGACCCCCCUCCUCGGUGCCUCCUCCUCCCCCACCGACGAAUUCUCUCACCUCCCCGCCCACGAAGCGCAGAUCCUGCGCUCCCAGGUCGAGCUCAAGGACAUCAAAACCUCCUACUUCUCCGCCUUCCGCUAUGCCUCCUUCUCCGACCGCGCCCUCAUCAUCCUCGCCGUCAUAAUCGCGGCCAUGGAGGGCUCCAUCAGAGCUGUCGUGCCGAUUAUGAACGGUGUCUUUGCCGAGAAGCUGUCUGCUUUCAUUCUCUCCCGUGACUUUUACAACUACUUUGGCGGCUACGACAGCUUCAUGAUGUUUUACCAGUCAAAGUCCUUCUCUGAAUACUUCAACUCGACUUCGGACUUCAACUCGUCGCUUCCCUUCAACGAAUCUUACUACUACAACUCGCCCUACUACGAGUCCACUUACAACUUCACCAUGAUCCCCGAGUAUGUCUCUCCCGAAGAAUACCAACGCGAAGUCAACUUUGACGCCAUCUACUUCAUCUACUUUGGCAUCGCAGAGUUCCUCUUCGCCUACUUCUUCACCUUCGUCCUCAUCGACCGCGGCGAGGUGCUCUCCGCCCGCAUUCGCGAAAAGUACCUUGCCUCCGUUCUCCGCCAAAACAUUGCCUACUUUGACCGCCUCGGCACCGGCGAGAUCACCACCCGCAUCUCCUCAGACACCAUGAUCAUCCAGGACGGCAUCUCCGAGAAGCUGGGAUACCUCAUCUCUUUCUCCUCCACCUUUGUCAGCUCCUUCAUCGUCGGCUACGCGCUCUCGCCCCGCCUCACUGCCUACCUCACCGUCGUCGCCGCCGUCAUCGUCGCCUCCUUUAUCUUUGCCUCUAGCCGCAUGACCAUGCUCUACGGCAAAGCCUUGAACGGCUCGUCCGCCGGUGGCUCCGUGGUUGAGGAAAUCCUCUCCUCGAUUCGCAACGUGCAGGCCUUUGGGCUCCAGGACCGCCUCGCCUCAGGAUACGACCACUACCUGUCCAUCUCGCAAAAGUACGCCCUGCGCGCCGGUUUCUUCGCCGGCUCCAUCUCCGGCAUCUCCUGGCUGGGUCUCUACACCGCCGAUGCGGUCGCAUUCUACUUUGGCCCCCCUAUCCUGCGCCGCGGCGACCUCUCGAUCCUCGCGCUCGUCACCAUCCUCGCGUCCAUGAUCCAGGGCAUGUUUGCCAUCUGCUCCAUCACUCCGCACGUCCGCGCCGUGGCCUCUGCCUCCUCGGCCAUCAACAAGAUCUACACGACGAUCGAUCGCCAGUCCGCGAUCGACUCGACCGCCGAGACCGGCCGCAAGCUCGACAAGGUCGACGGAACGAUCGAGCUCCGCGAUAUCAAGUUCAUCUACCCUUCGCGCCCGGACGUCACCGUCAUGGAUAACUUCAACCUGACCGUCAAGGCCGGCACGACCGUCGCCCUCGUCGGCGCCUCUGGUUCGGGAAAAUCCACAAUCGUCGGCCUCGUCGAGCGCUUCUACAAGCCUGUUCGCGGCGACAUCCUUCUCGACGGCGUCAACAUCGACGAACUCAACCUGCGCUGGCUCAGACAGCAGGUCGCGCUUGUGUCGCAGGAACCAAUCUUGUUCGCCGGCACUGUCUACGAAAACGUCGCGUUCGGACUUAUCGGCACGCCGUACGAGCACGCGUCCGAGAUCGAGAAGCGCGCGCUGGUUGAGAACGCUUGUCGUCAGGCGAACGCUAUGAUCUUCAUCGACACGCUUCCCAAGGGUCUCGACACGCACGUCGGCGAGCGAGGAUUCCUGCUCUCCGGAGGUCAGAAGCAGCGGGUUGCUAUUGCUCGCGGUAUUGUUUCGAACCCGAAGAUCCUGCUCCUUGACGAAGCUACCUCGGCGCUCGACACCAAGAGCGAGGGCAUCGUGCAGGACGCGCUCGACAAGGCGUCCAAGAACCGCACGACGAUCGUCAUCGCGCACAGACUCUCGACUAUCAAGGACGCGGACAUGAUUGUCGUCAUGAAGCGCGGCGUCAUUCUCGAGAAGGGAACGCACCAGGAACUCAUCGCGGCAAAGGGCGAGUACUACAGUCUUGUGCAGGCGCAGUCGGUCGAGCAGUCGGUCGAGAAGGAGUAUGAGGAAAACGUGCAGGUUCUCGAAGCCGUCGAAGUCAACGAGGAAGACGACACUGUCGAGAAGAUGAUUGACGAGAAAGCUGCUCUCGCCAGCAGCAGCAGCUCCAGCGACGCUGCCUCUUCUUCAUCUUAUGGCGAGGACGAGGAAAAGGGUCUUUUGCUCUCAAAGACUAAGACCGGCCGCUCAAUCUCGAGCGUGGUUGGCGCUUCGUACAAGGAGCAUGAAGACCGCAAGUACUCUGUCGGCGAGAUUGUGCGCUUCAUCUACGAGCUUUCGUACCCGGAGCGCAACAUCAAUCUGACGGCGCUGUUCUUCACUAUCGUCAUGGCGGCUGGAUAUCCUUAUCUGUCUACUGUCUACUCGGGCUCGGUCGAUGCGCUUGGUGAAGCUGAUGAGUUCACCAUGUACCGUCGUCUGAAGGUUUACAACAUUACCUAUCUGAUUAUGGGUGCUAUUGAACUGAUCUGUCCCAUCCUCGCCGUCGGCCUCUUCUCGUACUCUGGCCAACGUCUCGUCCGUCGCAUCCGCAUGCGCACCCUCCGCCAGAUCGUCAGACAAGACAUUGCCUUCUUUGACGAAUCCGCAAACACCGCCGGCGCGCUCACGUCCGCGAUCUCCAAGGACUCUGGUGCGAUCGAAGGUCUUUCCGGCGCAACCCUCGGCCAGAUCAUCCAGUCCUUCAUCCUCAUCUUUGGCGGCAUCGGCGUCGCGCUCGGCGUCUCCUGGAAACUCGCGAUUGUCACCAGUCCCACGAUUCCGAUCCUGCUUGCGUCUGGGUUUUACAGAUUCUAUCUGCUCGCAAAGCAUCAGGAGAAAGUCAAGUCCGCCUACGCGCGCUCGUCGUCGUACGCUUGCGAAGCCGCGGCUUCGAUCAAGACCGUCGCGUCGCUCACUCGCGAGGAGCAGGUUAUCGACACCUACGGCAGCACGCUCGUCGGACUCUACCACCAAGGCCGCGUUGGAAACAGCAAGUCGGCAGCGCUGUACGGCGUCACGCAGGCGAUCGUGUACUUCAUCCAGGCGCUGAUGUUUUGGUACGGCAGCACGCUCGUGCGCACUGAUUACUACUCUGUCUACAUGUUUUUCACGUCCAUCAUCGGGAUCGUGAACGGCACGCAAAACGGCUCGAUCGUGUUUUCCUACGCGCUCGACAUGGCGCGCGCGUACGACUCGGCCGGGAAUAUCAGGAGACUGUACGAACGCGAGCCCGAGAUUGAUUCCUGGAGCGACGAGGGCGCACUGCUCCCCGACGUCAGAGGCGAUAUCGAGUUCAAGGACGUGCACUUCCGGUAUCCGACGCGGAUGCAGGUUCCUGUUUUGCGCGGACUCAACCUGACGGUCAAGCGCGGACAAUACGUCGCUCUUGUGGGCGCGUCCGGGUGCGGCAAGAGUACGACGAUCGGCCUGAUCGAGCGGUUCUACAACCCUCUCUCGGGCCAGGUCUUGAUCGACGGCGUCGACAUCUCGACGCUCAACAUCAACCACUACCGCAGCCACAUCGCGCUCGUGCAGCAGGAGCCGACGCUGUACUCUGGCACUGUGCGCGACAACAUCAAAUUCGGCUGUCUCGAGAACGACGUCCCGGACGAGGCCAUGAUCGACGCGUGCCAGCAGGCAAACAUCCACGACUUCAUCAUGUCCCUUCCCGACGGCUACGACACCCUCUGCGGCGCAAAGGGCUCUCUCUUCUCCGGCGGCCAGAAGCAGCGCAUUGCGAUCGCGCGCGCGCUCAUCCGUAACCCGAAGAUCCUGCUGCUUGACGAGGCCACCUCCGCGCUCGACAACGAGUCUGAGAAAGUCGUGCAGGCGGCACUGGAUAACGCCGCCAAAGGCCGCACGACGAUCGCGAUCGCGCACAGGCUGUCGACGAUCCAGCGCGCGGAUAUCAUCUACGUGUUUGAGAACGGACGGAUAUUGGAGAGCGGAACACAUCAGCAGUUGCUGGCGAACAAGCUCAAGUAUUAUGAGCUGGUGAAGUUGCAGGCUUUGGAGAAGAGCUAAAUGCUGUUUUAUUUCUGUUUAAGUUGGUCAUUUUAUACAUAGACACACACACAUUCAUUUGGUAUAACUUUCAUUCAUUGUGAUUUGCUUUUUUGUUUUAGCUUGGAGUCAUAUGGUAUACUACGCCGAUAGAGAUCAAUAGAGGUUGCUUAUUUAUUAGUAUCUAAAUACAUCUA
Messenger RNA from Myxozyma melibiosi, 4578 nucleotides. Its product is annotated as P-loop containing nucleoside triphosphate hydrolase protein. The transcript is spliced from 2 exons. Bases 296 to 4402 code for a protein of 1368 amino acids. Lineage: Eukaryota; Fungi; Ascomycota; Lipomycetes; Lipomycetales; Lipomycetaceae. Gene Ontology annotation, cellular component: membrane. The record is from RefSeq and is a predicted model, not a curated record. Gene Ontology annotation, biological process: transmembrane transport. Gene Ontology annotation, molecular function: ABC-type transporter activity; ATP hydrolysis activity; ATP binding.